AUGGCGGGAUGGUUCGCAUCCACGUCGCAGCUCGACGAGCAAAUCGACAAGGCUACUUCGAGCUCACUGCAAGCUUCCUCCUCCUCCUUAGCUCAGAGAUGCAGCGAAGAUAUUUCACUCAACCUCGAGAUCUCUGAUAUCAUACGCUCAAAGACGGUCGGGUCGAAGGAGGCGAUGCGGUCCUUGAAGAAGCGCAUAGGCAACAAGAACCCGAACUUUCAACUCAGCGCUCUCAAUCUCACGGAUACCUGUGUGAAGAAUGGAGGAUCCCAUUUCCUGGUCGAAAUCGCCUCGAGAGAGUUCAUGGACAACCUGGUUUCCCUCCUCACGGCCUGUGGCGGGGCUGCCGUCAAUGAGGAAGUAGCGGCAAAGAUACUGGAGUUGAUCCAAGUUUGGGCGACGGCUACCGAAGGGCAAAAUGAGUUGUCUUAUAUUGUAGAGACUUACAAGCACCUGCAACGAGAAGGCUUCCGUUUCCCACCCAAGGUCGAUGUCGCGAAGAGCAUGUUGCUGAGCAAUGCACCGCCCGAAUGGACCGACUCUGAUGUAUGCAUGCGAUGCAGGACGGCCUUCAGUUUCACGAAUCGCAAGCAUCAUUGCCGGAAUUGUGGGAAUGUCUUCGACCAGCAGUGCUCAGCCAAAGUUCUCCCUCUUCCUCACCUCGGAAUCAUGCAGCCAGUGAGAGUAGAUGACGGGUGCUACAUCAAGUUGACGGAUAAGUCCUCAAAGGGAGGAUCUUUCGCGAAUGACCGCACUCCCCGCUCUCCCUUAAAGCAACAUCGACCAAUUAGCUCCAUGCAACCUCGCAAUGCACGAAUAGAAAGUUCUUUCGAUGAGGAUAUCCAGAGAGCGCUUGCUAUGAGCUUGGAGGAGGUAAAUGGACAUGUAAGCGCUGGAUACGUUCCCCAAAACACAAUCCAGCCCACCCCGAGACCAGCGACUGCCGAUGGUCCGUCCAAGAACUCCUCAUCAAGCAAGCCGGCCGAGGAGGAGGAUGAUGAUCUCAAGGCGGCGAUUGCAGCGUCACUUGCAGAAAUGGAAGAGAAGAAGAAGCAGCAUUCUGCCCACAUGAGACAGGCUUCAAGCUCCAAUUCUGCGGCAACUGGAACAUCGGUGUUACCAAAGAACGAUUAUGAAUUGACUCCAGUGGAAGCCGAGAACAUUAACUUGUUUUCCACCCUGGUAGACCGGCUACAAACACAACCACCUGGAACUAUACUCCGAGAGCCUCAGAUUCAAGAGCUCUAUGAGGGAAUUAAUAAGCUCCGUCCAAAGCUUGCCCGAACAUAUGGAGAAACAAUGAGCAAGCACGAUGCUCUUCUUGAUCUCCAUGCCAAAUUAUCAACGGUGGUAAGAUACUAUGAUCGGAUGCUGGAAGACCGCCUGUCGAACACAUACAACCAGCAUACUGUCAGUGGAUAUGGUCUUCCCAGUCAACGCCCGCAUUCAACUGUUUAUCCAUCAAUCGCCACCAAUGCGCCCAAUAUUCCUGGUAAUGCUGAGAACUACUACACCGGAAACGCACCUCAAGAUUCAUACGCGCGCCCACAGUCGAUGUAUUCACAUGGCGAGCAUCAGCAUCAACAGGCACAGUACAGCAACCGAGCCUCGGUCACUGGGUAUCCUGAAGAGCAACGGCAGGAAGGCUAUGGUCAAUACCCUCCCCAGAGGACAGGCAACUGGCAAACUCCUGAUCCAUCCGCAAACUACGCUUCGCAACAGGCAUCUCACCCGCCCGUAAACGCCCCUCAACAGCAGGCUCCUCCUUCAAACACUCCGCAUCAAGGAGCACAGCCCCCAAUGAACGUUCCAUCUCAACCACCGACUACGUACGGACCUUCAGAACCUGCAGCUUCACCAGCUGCCGACCCCAAUGCCUCAAUCUACUAUAAUACCCCUGGUCAAGCAGCUCCGCCUCAGCCCCAACAAGCGCUCGAGCAGCAACAACCGCAUUACCCACAUACCCACCAAUCGGCACCACAAUUUCAGACCUCUGCUCAGUCAGUCUCACCUCUCCAGUCCGCAAGAUCACCCCAGAUGCCCCAAGAGCAGUAUGCUCCAACUCAUCAGCACGCGCCACCACCCCAGUCAUACGCACCGCCUCCUCCCCCUCAUCAACAACAACAACAACAACAACAACAAGCGCCCUACUGGCAGCAGCAACAACCCCAGACCCAGCAACAGCAAUGGCAAACUCCAGGACCUACCCACACAGGAUACACGCAGGAUUCCUUCCCUUCAGCCCCUAACCACGCGCCGCAGCCCAAGGUCGAGGAAGUGCUCAUCGAGCUUUAG
Molecule: messenger RNA, 2295 nt
Organism: Drepanopeziza brunnea f. sp. 'multigermtubi' MB_m1
Lineage: Eukaryota; Fungi; Ascomycota; Leotiomycetes; Helotiales; Drepanopezizaceae
Source: RefSeq, a predicted model, not a curated record